Molecule: messenger RNA, 894 nt
Organism: Moesziomyces antarcticus
Lineage: Eukaryota; Fungi; Basidiomycota; Ustilaginomycetes; Ustilaginales; Ustilaginaceae
Product: mitochondrial carrier protein
Exons: 1
Coding region: 1-894 (297 amino acids)
Cellular component (GO): mitochondrion
Molecular function (GO): guanine nucleotide transmembrane transporter activity
Source: RefSeq, a predicted model, not a curated record
AUGUCGCCACCUCCUUCUGGCGGCAAGCGCGAGUCGGCGCAGGCGCGUCUGCUCGGUUCGGGUCUGUCGGGCAUCGCUGAGCUGCUCGUCUUCCACCCGGUCGACACGGUGGCCAAGCGACUCAUGUCGAACAAGACGUCCGGCCUGUCGAUGGCGCAGGUGGUGUUCAAGGACAAGGCGACCGCCAACGUCUCGACCAAGUUCCUCUCGCUCUUCCCCGGUCUCGGUUAUGCUGCGGGUUACAAGGUGCUUCAGCGCAUCUACAAGUUCGGUGGUCAGCCGUACUUUAACGACUACCUCACGACGCAUCACAAGAAGCAGUUCGAAAACGUGUUUGGCGAACGUACGGGUAAGGCGGUUAUGUCUGCCACUGCUGGUUCGCUCACGGGCAUCGGCGAGAUCGUCUUGCUGCCGUUGGAUGUGCUCAAGAUCAAGCGUCAGACCAACCCGGAGGCAUUCCGCUCGCGUGGAUUCCUGCGCAUCCUUGCCGACGAGAACGUCAACCUCUACCGUGGUUGGGGCUGGACCGCUGCUCGAAACGCUCCUGGAUCCUUUGCUCUUUUCGGUGGAUCCGCCUUCACAAAGGAAUACAUCUUUGGCCUCAAGAACUACAACGACGCUACAUGGACGCAGAACUUCUUCGCCUCCAUCGGCGGUUCCGUCGCAUCCAUCACCGUCGCUGCCCCCCUCGACGUCGUCAAGACGCGCAUCCAAAACGCCAACUUCGAAUCCAAGGUCGGCGGCGUACAGAUCAUCAAGGACAUGGUCAAAAACGAGGGCUUCAGCGCCUUCUUCAAGGGCCUCACCCCCAAGGUGCUCGUCGUAGGCCCCAAGCUCGUCUUCUCCUUCACCAUCGCCCAGAGCCUCAUCCCCUUCUUUGGCAAGUACGUCUAG